Lodderomyces orthopsilosis Co 90-125 is the source of this 843-nucleotide messenger RNA. Its product is annotated as TLC domain-containing protein. The transcript has a single exon. Gene Ontology annotation, biological process: lipid homeostasis. Lineage: Eukaryota; Fungi; Ascomycota; Pichiomycetes; Serinales; Debaryomycetaceae. The record is from RefSeq and is a predicted model, not a curated record. Bases 1 to 843 code for a protein of 280 amino acids. Gene Ontology annotation, cellular component: endoplasmic reticulum; membrane.
AUGUUAGACUUUUUACCUAGUGUGAUCCAGGAUCCUUUUGAAAGCUAUAGGCCAUUUCCAAAAAUCCCAGACAAUUUGUUUGCGGCACAUUGGCAUGAGAUUGUUGGUGCUGCUAUUUUCUACUUUACAAUUCAAGCGACGGUUAAACCAUUGGCGACUUUAAUUUUAGGAAAAACAUAUACCACGUUACCAAAAAAAACCCGAAUUGAUUUUGACAUUCACAUUGUUUCAAUGGUCCAGUGCAUUGUAUCCAUUGUACUUACGUUUUAUCAUUUCAACAAUCCACACUGGCAAAAUAGAUCAAAUGACCCAGUGAAUUCACUUUUGGGAUCUACUCCAUUCGGUGGAAUGGUUGGAGCUGUUUCUGCUGGGUAUUUUAUUUGGGAUAUAUGGGUCUGCGCUCGAUAUUUUGAUAUUUUUGGUGUUGGCUUUUUGCUUCACGGAGGUGCUGCUUUGUUUGGUAUGAUUUGUACACUUAUACCGUAUUGCCAACCCUGGACCGCCAGCUUUCUUGCAUUUGAGAUUAGCACUCCAUUUGUUAACUUGAAUUGGUUUGCUUCUCGAAUGCCAGAAGGAACUUUCAGUGACAGCUUUGUCAUUAUCAAUGGCCUUUUGUUGAUGGUUGUAUUUUUCUUUAUCAGAAUUAUUUGGGGUUUUUAUGCAAUUGCUCAAUUGGCCAUCGAUAUGACUUACUCAUUAGACCAGAUUAACAACUUUAUACCAGCAACACUCUUGGUUCUAAAUUUUGGGUUGGACGUUUUGAACGUUUUUUGGUUUUACAAAAUGGUCAGAAUUGCUAGAAAGAAGGCAUCGAAGAGAUCACCAGAUAAAAAGACAGAUUAA